Molecule: messenger RNA, 2994 nt
Organism: Macrobrachium nipponense
Lineage: Eukaryota; Metazoa; Arthropoda; Malacostraca; Decapoda; Palaemonidae
Product: myosin-1B-like
Exons: 6
Coding region: 1-2994 (997 amino acids)
Source: RefSeq, a predicted model, not a curated record
AUGGAAAAGGAGGAGGACCUGAAACAAUUUGAAAAAGAAUUACUUGAACAUGGACAAAUGAUUCAUAAUUUGGAAGAUGAGGUCAUCGCCUUGAUGGAAGAAGAGAAGACCAUGAAAGCUGGAUUGGAAAAUGAAAUAAAAGACCUCAAAGUAGAGUUGCUCAACCUCCAAUCUCUAAACAUGGAAAAGGAGGAGGACCUGAAACAAUUUGAUAAAGAACUAACAGAACGUGGACAAAUGAUUCAUAAUUUGGAAGAUGAGGUCAUCGCCUUAAUGGAAGAAAAGAAGAGCCUAAAAGCUGGAUUGGAAAAUGAAAUAAAAGACCUGAAAGUAGAGUUGCUCAACCUCCAAUCUCUAAACAUGGAAAAGGAGGAGGACCUGAAACAAUUUGAAAAAGAGCUAACUGAACGUGGACAACUAAUUCAUAGUUUGGAAAAUGAGGUCAUCGCCUUGUUGGAAGAAAAGAAGAGCCUAAAAGCUGGACAGGAAAAGGAAAUAAAUGACCUCAAAGUAGAGUUGCUCAACCUCCAAUCUCUAAACAUGGAAAAGGAGGAGGAGGUAAAACAAUUUGAAAAAGAAUUACUUGAACAUGGACAAAUGAUUCAUAGUUUGGAAGAUGAGGUCAUCGCCUUGAUGGAAGAAGAGAAGACCAUGAAAGCUGGAUUGGAAAAUGAAAUAAAAGACCUGAAAGUAGAGUUGCUCAACCUCAAAUCUCUAAAUAUGGAAAAGGAGGAGGACCUGAAACAAUUUGAUAAAGAACUAACAGAACGUGGACAAAUGAUUCAUAAUUUGGAAGAUGAGGUCAUCGCCCUUAAUGGAGAAAAGAAGAGCCUAAAAGCUGGAUUGGAAAAUGAAAUAAAAAAAAGGCUCAAAGUAGGAAGUUGCAACCUCCAGUCUCUAAACAUGGAAAAGGAGGAGGACCUGAAACAAUUUGAAAAAGAGCUAACUGAACGUGGACAACUAAUUCAUAGUUUGGAAGAUGAGGUCAUCGCAUUGAUGGAAGAAAAGAAGACCCUGAAAGCUGGACAGGAAAAGGAAAUAAAUAACCUCAAAGUAGAGUUGCUCAACCUCCAAUCUCUGAACAUGGAAAAGGGCAAGGAGAUUGGAAAGUUGAAUAAAGAAGUAAUUGAAACUGGAGAGGCAAUUGCGGGUCUGGAAAAUGAGAUAAUCGAGUUGAUUGAGGAUAAUCAGAAGAGGAAAACUAAGAUGGAAGAGGAAAUAAAGGACCACAAAGAAGAGUUGAUUAACCUGCGCGAUAUGAAUCCGGAAAAAGACAAGGAGAUUAAAAAGUUCAAAUAUGAAGCUAUUGAAAUUGGAGAGGCAAUUAAAGGUCUGGAAAAUGAAGUCAUUAAGUUGAUGGAAGAUAAUAAGAAGAGGGAAUCUACAAUGGAAAAGAAAAUAACCAACCUAAAAGAAUUGUUGAUUAACCUGCAGAAUAAUAAUUUGAAAAAGGAUGAGGAGAUUAAAAAGUUGAAAAAUGAAGAAAUUGAAUUUCGAGCAACAAUUGAAGGGAAAAACUCGAAAUACAGGAAGAAAGGCCAAGACCAUUUCUUUGAUCCUCACGAGAGAGCGGAGUUUCAAGAACUUCAUGAUGUUCAUCAGAAUUUGAGAGACAUACCGCGCCUGGAUUUGACUAAUCCUGCUGGAUCUCAAUCCAGGAUAAUGGAGGACCCAGAAGAGGAGUCCUUAUCUGCAGUUGCACAGGAUGUGGCUUCCUCGUGGGCUUCUUGUCUGCCGCCCUCACCAGAGACUCAGCCCUUGUUCCACUUCGCGGUCGCCCUCUUGGUCCCAGUUAGCCCCUGCCACCUCAAGGCGCCGCCCUCUCAGUCUAAUUCUCAGGAUGCCUUAGAGAUUAUCCUUGACGCAAUUAGGGAUAUGCAACAGAGGAUUGUUGCUCUAGAGGAACAUCCCUUUAAGAAAUCUAACUAUGUUUCUUCUUCUGGCGCCACCUCUACCCAAAAGAAUACUUCAUUAGUUAGAAACACUCAGGAAGCACAGGUUCAGAAGACAUCUACAGCUUCUCCAAUUCCUUCCUCUCGGGAGGUGGUGGUGGAACAAGUAAUGGCACAGGUUCAUGCAUCAGAUGAGAUUUGUCCUCAUCCCUCAAUGGUCUCCUUUGCUGACCCUCCUAUUGAGAAGCUUUCAAUGGAUCUUGUUCCAGAGGGCUGGCAACCAUUCAAGGAUGGAAUGUCCUUGGGUGUGGAUCCCGGAUCCAUAGUCUUUGCUGAUGGGACGCUCUUUGGCCCCCUUUCAGUAGACGUUGAUGAACAUUCCUACGAGCGUCCCAUUUGGAGGUUCAAAAAGAGAUCUGGCUCAUCCAAGAAAAUAAAGGGCAUCAUCCCAGUCCGCCAAGCUUAUGAGGCCCUUUUUGAUCGUCUUGCAUCUGAUCCUGCUGCUAUCUCAGAAUGGACAGAUAACCCCCUUUCAUCCUCCAGACGUUGUGGACAGCCUACAACAUCUUCGCGAGAAAGAAAUACAAAAUUGAGGAAGCUCGCACUUCGGGGUUGCUUUAUGGAAAAUACUCUGGUUUUAAAGCUCCUCAGUUCAGAUCCACUUUCAAAGGACCUGUUUCAUAAGGAUGCCUUGGAGGAAGUAGUCACCCAAGCUGAUCAUCAGGCCAAGUCAAUGCUGACCAUGCUUGGUUUUAGGAAUUCCGCUACAAAGCGCCCUUCCUCACAACAAAGAAUCAGGACUUCAAAGCGCCAAAAGAACCAUCAACAAGAGAAACAACAACAACAGCAACAGCCUCAAAAUCGAGACCAGCAACAGGGAAAUCAGAACUUUGGUAACUACAGAAGGAAUUACCAGAAUCAGUAUGCUUCCUCAUCUCCUAACAGACGUCCCACACCAGGUAACCCCAAGAGGUCGGGAAACGUAAUCCUCAUGGCAGAGCGAACAUCAGUGUCUCGUUGGCAAGUGGAGCAGAUAUUGGGAAGGCUCCAGUUUGCCUCGAUAGUCGACCCUGUGGGCAAAGCCCUUUUAAAGGGGUACUGA